This is a messenger RNA of Hyla sarda, 2312 nucleotides long. It is a transcript of the gene IFITM10, whose product is annotated as interferon induced transmembrane protein 10. Gene Ontology annotation, cellular component: plasma membrane. The coding region runs from base 404 to 814 and encodes 136 amino acids. The transcript is spliced from 4 exons. The record is from RefSeq and is a predicted model, not a curated record. NCBI's taxonomy places the organism in Eukaryota, Metazoa, Chordata, Amphibia, Anura, Hylidae.
GUGACGCCUAUGUGUUCAGUUGUCACUUUCUUGGUGUCCGGCGGUGACAGGAUUUGUGUUGACUGCUGGCUCCCUCCAGUUUUCUCUGCGGCUAUGCAUGCUUGGACAAGGAGCAGGCUUGCUGGGAAUUAUCAUUGCUGCUUGUGUCAUCCUCGGACACCCCCUUUUUCCUCCUCCCUCCUCUAUAGUCUGUCUGACUGAUACAGACAGUCUCUUGUUUUAAGACAUGCAGCUGUUCCUAUCUGCACUCUCUCCCCGGGGGUACCCACUUCUCACGGACAGGCGGUCAGAGUGGUCCUAACAAGAGCCCUGUGAGCCGCUCUAGCUCCUUGUGAGCAGGCUUGGGCUCUGGGCCUCCUCAGUAGAAAUAGAACCCACAUUGCUUGACUUCCUUCUAUAAGACAUGGAAAAUAAGGCAUAUAAAGUAGAAGGUACGUGGCACCUGCCACAUUGCAAACACACUCUGGAACGAGAGAAGAAGAAGACUAAGCCUCCGCCAGGAACAGUGUCUGUGGCCACCGGUAAGAGUGGACCUGCAGUUACCGUCAUAGAGAUUUCCCCUGAGACAACCGAGGUGAAUGACUAUUACCUGUGGUCCAUCUUCAACUUUGUCUACCUGAACUUCUGCUGCCUGGGCUUCAUUGCGCUGGCCUACUCCCUAAAGGUCAGAGACAAAAAACUCCUGAACGACCUUACUGGAGCCGUGGAGGAUGCAAAAACAGCACGACUGUUCAACAUAACAAGCUCAGCGCUUGCAACUCUCACAAUUAUCAUAGUGCUGUUGUACCUGCGCUCCCCGCCUGCUCACUAUUAGGCUCUAUGUAUACAGACUGUGAGUGAUAUCCAUUUUCAGAGUGGGAUAGCUCCUCAUCUUAUACUGAGACAGUGAGUCCUGUGCAGUAUGAUUAAAUGUAGCAGUGAGCCACUAAUAUCUCCUUUUCCUCAAAAAUGUCAACUAUAUCUUUCUCCGGACCACACUGUGAUGUCAUCAGGCCUAUCUGUAAGGCAGCCUCCAAUUGACCGAUGACAGCAAUUAUGCAAAACAUCAUCAGCGGGAGAGAUUUACAGCUCAGCACCGCAGGGGGAGAAGACUCAUUCAGUGAGAUUGGGCCGUCCCCUGGGCCCUUUCCUACUGUGCCUCAUCAAAACUGACCAAGCCUGUGAAUUUAGAGUGUCAUCUCUUGGGACAAGUGAUCACUUGCCCGAUCAAAUAAAGGACUAACGUUUUCUUAAAGAGUGUGUCAGUGUUGCAGGGGGGGUGGGGUGGCGGAUUGCAGGGGUAUGUUUGUCUGUCUUUAGAUCGUAGUUCAUUCAAUCCUUUCCACAAGUUUUUUCUUUCUUUUUUUUUUUUUUAGUAGCCAGGCCGAGUUAUAAAAUUUGUACUCACCUGCCCGAUCCCCCACUGCAAUUCCGCCAGUACCUGAUGACCACUUCCUCCCAAAACACAGGAAAUGCCCAUUCCCCUAAUUGCUCCCAACCCUUCCAGUAAUUGGCUCACUGGGCAUUUCCUCGUUUUGAGACAGGGACCAAACAAUAGAGAUCAGCAACGACCAGGCACCAUGAGAACAGCAGCAGCAGGGAAUCGGUCAGGUACGUACAGCUUUAUACAUUAAGGUUUCUAUGUGAAUUGUUUAGCCUUGUAUGUGUAUAGUUAAUCCAGAAUUGUAUAUGCGUGUUAUCAAUCCGGCUGGUAGAUCACUCUCCAGACCCAUGUCUGUUUGGUUAUAAAACUAAGGGCUUUUGUGUAGAUAUAGGCAAUUUCUACUUCCCCAGAAAUGAUUUGAGUAUGUAGUAGAAUUCUUUAAAAGGGGUUAUCCAGGAUUAGAAAAACAUAGCUGCUUUCUUCCAAAAACAGCAACAUGUCCUCAGUUUGUGUUUGAUAUUGCUGUUCAGUUCUGUUGAAGUGAAUGGAGAGGAGUCUGAGAACAGAUGUGGUGCUGUUUUUGGAAGAAAGUAGCUAUGAUUUUUUUAAAUCCUAAAUAACCCCUUUAAUCCAGCAUUCAAUUAUUCAAAAACAUCAGAUGACACAAGACUUGUUUCCAACUAGGGACAUCAUUUGUUUUAGUCUCCUGACUGUCAAAAAAAUCCAAAAUAUCCAUGCACCCUCCCAUUGAAACCGGUUUAAGAAAUUUAGCUGUAUAUGGCAAAUGGUAUAACAAAUAGCAAGUGCUAAAAUUAAUAAGGAAGAUCAAUAGGAAUAGUACUAGUUUUAGGUCAUACCAGUUUGUUGGGUUGUAACGUACAUAACUAUUUUGUAAAUCUCACAAAAUGUGAAAAGAAUAAAAUACAUAAAAUGUGUCUUUAAACAAUGA